Messenger RNA from Microbotryum saponariae, 879 nucleotides. The record is from the annotation of a GenBank genome assembly. NCBI's taxonomy places the organism in Eukaryota, Fungi, Basidiomycota, Microbotryomycetes, Microbotryales, Microbotryaceae.
AUGACUGGUCCCGCGCCUAAUACUUCCGUGACUGGUCCCGCCGGCUCAAAGAGUGGCAUCGACUUCUACAGCAUUGACUCGCCCGAGGGCCAGAAGAUCAGUCAAUCCGACUGACCGUUGCGGGGUGAGCGUUUUGGUCUUCGAGUCUGGAUUGGUCUUGGUAUAUCUCCCCAAAGCAUAUCAAGCUGCUCUACCAGAAGGACGGUGAACGUUUUGGUAACCUCGCACUUCUUUCAUCUCUAGCACCCUGACGCGUCCUAGGCACUGCAAGUUCAAGACGAGAAGGACGAGGCCGACGUGGUGAGCAACGUUCCUGUUUGCACUGACUCUAAGCGUCUUUAAUGAUUGACUGGUGAUGGAUCGUGAAAUUUCCCUUGAACAUUCAUUACAAAUCUCGUGUAUCUUCCUCCGGUAUGCCGGUUUCGGCCCUGUGCUCGAUCAGGCGUUCCACCUCCUCACCUUGUCGCCCGACAAGCUGCCCUACCCUGCGCGUCGCUUCAUCAACGAGACCAAGCGCCUCCUAUCUGAUUCCGAAGAGCGUCUCAAAGGCCGCGACUACCCCAUUGCCCAGGCAAGGGCAAGUAGGCGUACAUUGACAUGGUGAGUAUCGAGUGGGGGUCUCGUUACUUUAGUGAGUGCUCCUCACCGCCAGAACUUCCUACCGACGCGACCACUUCCUCUGACCGCUUUCAUCUGGGGAGCGUGCGGGUUCGGUGCGAGGCUCUUCACGGCGGAUUUCUCAAUGUCGAGCAGCGCAUCCACGAACGAUCCGCAGCCAAGGCUGACGACUUUGUCACCAAGAUGCUAAGUGCUGGCGUGGAGGGACCGAAGAAGAACAUCGAGUGGGUGUACGCCGCCGAGUCGGCCGAGCCCAACUGA